Molecule: messenger RNA, 2745 nt
Organism: Anopheles maculipalpis
Lineage: Eukaryota; Metazoa; Arthropoda; Insecta; Diptera; Culicidae
Product: DNA ligase 4-like
Exons: 2
Coding region: 1-2745 (914 amino acids)
Biological process (GO): DNA recombination; double-strand break repair via nonhomologous end joining; DNA biosynthetic process
Cellular component (GO): DNA ligase IV complex; DNA-dependent protein kinase-DNA ligase 4 complex
Molecular function (GO): DNA binding; ATP binding; DNA ligase (ATP) activity
Source: RefSeq, a predicted model, not a curated record
AUGUGCCAUAACAAGGAUUCGUCGUUCAGUGAGCUAAGCUCACUACUGGAAAAUGUCCGUAAUGCACCUCUACCGACGAAGGAACUGCUGCUACGAAAGUUUUUUCAAGACUUUGAACAUAGCCGUCAAGCUGUUUUAGAUGUGGUCGAUAAACCUUCGAUCUAUCCAUGGCUAAGGUUGAUAGUGCCGGGAAUGGAUCGCGAACGUAAAGCGUACGGUUUGCGUGAACAAACGCUCGCCGAAGCCUAUAUUCGCGCGCUGGGACUAGAUCGUCAAAAUGCAGAGGUGCAGCAGCGGCUGCUGGGCGCCGGGAGUGAUCUGGCGGAUCGGUUAGGACCGUUGCUGCACGGUCGCUGCCCGGCCAUCGGUGACCUGACUGUUGAUGACGUAAACAGCCGUUUGGAUGCGAUCGGUGCGGGACGUGCGGUAGCAGCGCGGGACGAGCUGGUAACGCUGAUUGAGCGAGGCAGUCCACUUGACCAGCGGUGGUUGGUGCGGAUUGUGCUGAAAAAAAUGCAGUUAGGUGUGAGCAACCGGCACAUCUUGCGACUGUACCAUCCAGAUGCACCUACGCUGUACGAUGGGUCGAGCGAUUUGAAACAGUUGGUGGGGCUGAUCGAGACGAAGGAAUCUGGUGCGAUUAAGACGUUCGGUGAUGACGGUGGUCCAGUGCUGUUGACACACUUUAUCCGUCCAAUGCUUUGCCAGCGAGUGGAACUCCGUCAGGUUGGUGAGUUGUUGCGCCGGGAUACGUACUGGUGCGAAACAAAGAUGGACGGCGAACGGUUCCAGAUGCACUGGGAUGGUAUAUCGUUUCGGUACUAUUCACGCAACGGGCACGAUUACAGUGACGCAUUUGGCAGGACAGCGGACCAGGUCGGUGGCACACUAACACCGAUGCUAGCGACCCUGCUCGCACCUUCUACCCGGAAUGUCAUAUUGGACGGUGAGAUGAUGGUGUUUGAUCGGCGUGACCUACGAUUUCGAGACAAAUGUGACGGUACGGAUGUAAAAGCACUCCGCACGGGCACGGCGAAUCUGCGACCCUGUUUUUGUGUCUAUGACUUGCUGUACCACAAUGGUCGCACGCUUACCGGCGUACCGUACGCUGAACGGGCCCACCUUCUAAGGCACACGAUACGCGAACAGUUUGGCUUUCUCCAACACUGUCGGCGAGAACGGGUACGCGAUGCGGAACAUCUGAUCGAGCUCAUUAAUACGGCAAUCGAUGCACAGCAGGAGGGUGUAGUGCUAAAACGCGAGGACGCACGGUACCAACCGAACAGACGGGCUGGCACCGGCUGGUACAAGAUAAAACCCGACUAUAUCGAGGGUUUGGUAACGGACUUUGAUCUACUCGUGAUGGGCGGUUUCUACAACAUGCGCCGUUCACACGUGAACAUGUUUCUGGUUGGGGUAGCGCGUGGUCCGGGUAAGUUUGUCGCGGUGGCGAAAGUUUCCAUGGGACUCAGUGUGGCCGAAUGGAAGCAGCUAAAUCAGUCGCUCCAAACGCACUGGAGAACGGAACCGAUCGGUGGAAUGCAUUGUGGUCGCACGAAACCCGAUGUUUGGAUUGCACCGGCUAAUUCAAUCGUCCUUCAGCUGAAAGGUUCCGAACUGGUACGGAGUGAUUCGUAUGCUGCUGGAUAUACGAUUCGUUUCCCGCGCAUUGUUACCAUCCGGGCCGAUAAGAUGCCAGAUGAGGUGUGCACGCUCGAAGAGUUGCAACAGCUCAGUAACACCAAUGCCAAUACCGUUGGUAGCCCGCACACCAACAAUCGUAAAUCGACAAAGCUUGCAAAACGACACGUCAUUCUCGAGGAUCUUAAUGCACCGGUAAAACGAGCAAAUCGGGGGAGAAAACCAUUAAUUGCAGCGGAACGGACAUUAAUCCCGAAACGGGAUACGUCACCACUUCCGGAUGGGAUGUUAAAAGGCCGGGAUGUGUGUGUAAUGAGCGUUGGAAAUCGACCCGGUGCACCAACGAUCGACACGCUGGAGCGGUUGGUGCGGCGACACGGUGGGCGUGCCGUGGCCAACCCAAGCCCAACCACGUUCGCCAUCGUAGCCGGCCGGGAAACGUUCAAGGUGCGAAAGUACAUGGAAACAGGCCGGUGGGAUGUAGUGCGGGAGGAUUGGUUGUUGCGUGCUGGUAUGGAAGGUAAACUAGAACCGUUUCGACCGGAACACAUACUCGUAGCGACGGAAUCGACACGGAUGAAGCUAACGAAGCAGUACGAUCGGUACGGGGAUUCAUACACACGUCCGGUCACACCGAACUCCUUUUCGGCGUUGCUGAACCGCAUCACAGGAGAGGGGGAAGAAAGGAAUCAACUGAUGACACGAUUGACCGACCGGGAAUUGGUGCAAGCCGAAACGAGACUGUUGGGUGUGCGGGUAGCGCGAAGAAAGCGUCUCUUCCGAGGACUUACCGCACAGCUGUAUGUAAAGCAGGACAAUCAGGAAAUUGCUUCGGUAGUAGUGGACGUGUAUCGCCCACAGCGUGAAAUGUUGCGAUUUGUGCAGCACGGUGGUUAUUGGCUGCGGGACAACGAACCCGGUACGGUACGGUACGUGUUUGUGGCGUCAACGGUCGAUACACUCGGUGAGGCAAAAGCUUGGUUCGAUUCGGUCACCGGAUCGGACAGCGAAGCUUCGCCGAUGUUCUUGCGAGUGGACUGGAUUGGACGUGCCAUCGAGGCUGGCCGGCUGUGCGACGAGAGGGAUUUUAUCUUACAUGACUAG